Molecule: messenger RNA, 975 nt
Organism: Dovyalis caffra
Lineage: Eukaryota; Viridiplantae; Streptophyta; Magnoliopsida; Malpighiales; Salicaceae
Source: the annotation of a GenBank genome assembly
AUGCACAGCAAAGAGCUCUGCAUACUAACAUGCAUUUACAGGCCAGAUAACAUAACCAGCAUCAUCAAUUUUCUCAAAUCCUUGUGUCCAACUAAAGAUAGCCCAGUUUCUGUUCGUGUACUUCACCUCAUCAAGAUCAGUGGCCGAGCCUCCCCGAUCUUCAUUUCCCACCAAAUGCAGAAAAAAACGGUCUCUCGGCGCUCCAUCUCCGGGAAUGUCAUUCUCUCUUUUAAGCACUUCCAGGAAAACAAUCCCGAUGUAGUUUCUGUAGAUGUCUUCACGGCAAUCUCUCCACCCAAAUUCAUGCACGAGGACAUAUGCACACUCGCAUUGGAUGAACUUGCAUGUUUUGUAGUGCUUCCGUUUCAUCAAAAAUGGCUUGUUGAUGGAUCUAUUGAAUCGGUGGACUCUACUCUAAGGACCCUGAAUUGUUGUGUCCUUGAGAGAGCACCGUGUUCUGUGGGGAUCCUCAUUGACCGUGGGAAUCAAGUAAAGUCCAUUUUCAGGGAAUCAUCAAGAGGGCCAUCCCUUCAUGUUGCUGUGAUAUUCUCAGGAGGCAACGAUGAUCAAGAAGCACUGCUGUUGGCUAAACGCAUGUCUCAGCAAAGGAACAUUGGCAUAACAAUAGUUCGAUUCAUUCCCUCAACUGAUGAGGUCGAAACUGACUGCAAUAACGUGCUUGACAUUGAGGCGUUGAAAUAUAUUAUGGAUGACUACGUAGAGCAUCCAGAAAUGAAUUACAUGGAAGAGAGGGUAAGCGAUGGACUAGAAACUUCAAGGAAAAUCCGAUCCUUGCUAGCUAAAUUUGACCUCUUUAUCGUUGGAAGACGGAAAUAUAUGGUAACACCACAAACAGCAGGUCUUGACGAUAUGAUUGACUACCCAGAGCUUGGUGUUAUUGGAAGCCUGCUCGCAUCAAUGGAUACAACUGAAAGAUAUUCAGUCUUGGUUGUACAGCAACAGGUAGCCUUGUAG